CCGACAUGCGCUCAUGUGGUAGCACAAGUUCAACAAACCCGGACUCAGACACAUCUCGUGAGAUGCUCCAGCUUGGAUCUUAGGGACUGAAGGGCGACCCCUGACAGGACCGUCCCGCCGCAGAGCCCACACUGUUCCGCGGACAGUGACGAGCAGCCAGCCCGCCUACCCCGGAUCUACAGGAAGAAGACGCCACAAUGUCAGUGAGGAGGGACCGGAAAAAGUCUGUCUUCCUUUCAUCUUUAUUGGUGUGUUGUAUGUUUGCCAGUGCAGAGUACUCCAGCUGCGGAGAAUAUGAGUUUUUCAACCAGACCAGUAACAGCUGCCAGGCGUGUCCACAGUGCCAGCCAGGACAAGAGCCGCAUAUGACGUGUGGAUACGGUGUAAAGGAUGAGGACUUCACAUGUGUGCCGUGUCCCCAGGGGAAAUACUCCAAAGGGAAGUAUGAGAUCUGCAGACGCCACAAGGACUGUGACGCCCUCUACAGAGCGACUGUGCUCAUAGCAGGCACCCCCGAGAGUGAUGCAGAGUGUGGCCCCUGUUUGCCUGGGUAUUACAUGUUGGAGAAUAGACCCCGAAACCUGUAUGGGAUGGUGUGUCACUCCUGCCAAAAUGCACCAGCCAACACCAAAGAAUGUAGAAACAAAGCACCUGCACCCCCUCCAGCUGAUCCAGGGAGCACCACCAUGUUCCCCUCUCGUCAUAAAGAGCCUACAGCACAGGGUCACCUAGCGACAGCCCUGAUCAUCGCCAUGUCGACCAUCUUCAUCAUGGCUAUUGCCAUCGUCCUCAUCAUCAUGUUCUACAUCCUGAAGGCCAAACCCAAUGGGCAUGCAUGUUGCUCCGGACAAGUGGUGAAGACCGUGGAGGCUCAGACAAGCAAACAGGAAGACAAGAAAGACGUCCCCGAUAACGUUGUGAUCUAUGCAGAGAAGGAUGAAUUUGACAAAUUGAAAGCCCCUCCCCAAAAGACCGUAAAAAGUGAAAAUGACGCCUCUUCUGAAAACGAGCAGCUCUUGGGUCGCAGCAUUGACAGUGAUGAGGAGGCGGCUUUGGACAAACAGGGUUCAGCAGACUCCAAUAACCUCACCACCAACCUGUGCCUGGUGAAUGUGGGCAACAAGCCGGACCUAUGCCUCCUGUCUCUGGGUCUCCUGGAGCAUGAGCGUGUGUGUAACGGGACCACCAGUCCCGUCAGCUCUGUCCCCAGUCCCAACCACUUGAGUAACCACAACCACAUCAGCAGCAUGAACGCCCUCAACAACAAUAACAAAACGCCAGGGAUGCUGCAGAGUCGAAGAAAAAAGAUUCUGGACCUGUAUGCCAGAGCCUGCAGUAUGACAGAAGGCCUGAGUCCCACUGAGCUUCCCUUCGACUGUCUGGAGAAGGCGAGUCGCAUGCUGAGCUCCUCUUACAGCAGUGAGGCGGCUGUUGUAAAGACGUGGAGGCAUUUGGCUGAGAGUUUUGGCUUGAAGCGGGAUGAGAUCGGGGGAAUGAGCGAUGGGCUGCAGCUGUUUGAACGUGUAAGCACCGCAGGCUACAGCAUCCCUGACCUGCUCACCCGCCUGGUGCAGAUAGAGAGGCUGGAUGCAGUGGAGUCCCUGUGUGCAGAUGUGUUGUGCAGCUCCGAACUAACUCUAACGACAAACGCUAAUGGGAGGAGCUUUCACAGUCAGCUGGUGUGCACCUCCCCCUGCUCCUCACCCUCUCAGCGCUGUGCCAGUGUCUAAGUUUAUGGGACAGUCCAAAAGAGACUGAUCAGACUGCAUAAACUGUAAAGACUAUAAGCAUAGAGACUGAGCUAACAGCAUGUGACUAUCAAGUACAUGAAGAAUAUCAUAGAACAAUCAUACAACCAUUACUGCAAUACUGGAAUUUUACCUUCACAAGUGAAGUAGACAACAUGAGAGAUUACUCUAACUUGACCAAAGACCUUAUAAUAAGCUCAAUCAAGUAUUUUUAUUGUGGAAAACCAUUUAUAGAAAUCCAUAGUUUUUUAUGCACAUUUGUGAUGAUAAAAAUGAUUUAGUAUUUGAUAACAUUUUAUGUGCUGGUCACAAAGCAAUAGCACAAAAUAGAAGAUAUCAUGAGAAAAGUAUCAAGUAGAAAAGAGGGCCCCAUUUUGCAUCACAAUGAAUCCAUUACUAGAUGUUUGUGCAAAACUGAACAUUCAGACACAGGGGAGAUUGAGCUAUCUUCUUAAAAUGCAAUCAUGACACCAGCUGGAAAUGCUUAAAUAUUCUGCAUCUCGUAAUAUCAUGCAAAUUUAGACUAAAAGCCACAAAACCUGGUCAACCAAGACUAACCUUUUCUAUUAAUACACUGCUAAUACUUCCUGUGUCCUGACCCUAUAAUCUAUGUCUAUGCCCCCCUCCCCUGGUUCCUUCCUCUACCCUCUUUUACCAAAAUCACUGCGGUCUAGUCCCUGCCGCCAGUCCUAAUUAUUUGGCGUGUGGCUGCCCUGGGCUCCUAAUAGGCUGAAGUGUUGUGGUUUACAGAGCUGGUGCAAAGUGCCUGUGAUUUCCAGCACCCAAUUAAGCAUUUAGGACCACUUACCCACCAAAAGCCCAGUGGAAACACUAUAAAAACAGGCUUUAAAAGAUAUGAGAGAGGGGAGGCAUGAGAGACUGCCUGGGGUGGCUGCUACGUGAAUACAACUAGGCAAACAUAAUUCUACAAUCAUAUAAAGCAGUGAACCAAAGCGCUAGGGUGAUGUGUAUCAAGAUCUGUUAAAGGUCUUUUAAGUUGUUAAAGCAAUUUAUAUUUUUCUAUUAUUGUUAAGAAAUUUUCUAGAGUGUGAACAGAUUAUUAUGGAAUGGACUAAAAUCAAAGUUGUGUAUGUGUGCGUAUUCUGUACCGAUUUAAAGUUAGGCAUGGGACUAUAUUGAAAUUUGGUGCCACAAUUAUCAUAGCCAAAAUAAUUGUGACUAAGGUUUAUAUCACGCUAAUUAAACUGUUAUGGAUAUGUAUAAUUAUAGUUUUAAUAUUAUGAAAAGGUCCCAAAUUCAAACUAUAAUAUUGUACUUUGUUACAAGUGAAAACAACAGUGAUCUACAAUAGAACAUCAGGGAUAAGUAGCUUUUUU
This is a messenger RNA of Boleophthalmus pectinirostris (great blue-spotted mudskipper), 3085 nucleotides long. It is a transcript of the gene edar, whose product is annotated as ectodysplasin A receptor. Lineage: Eukaryota; Metazoa; Chordata; Actinopteri; Gobiiformes; Gobiidae. Gene Ontology annotation, molecular function: signaling receptor activity. Bases 198 to 1730 code for a protein of 510 amino acids. The record is from RefSeq and is a predicted model, not a curated record. Gene Ontology annotation, biological process: positive regulation of JNK cascade; positive regulation of canonical NF-kappaB signal transduction. The transcript is spliced from 12 exons. Gene Ontology annotation, cellular component: plasma membrane.